AUGGGUUCCAGCAUGAAGAAGAAGAAGGAGAAGGCAAAGGACUUCCAGAAAACGAAGUUGAAGGUUGGCAAGACCAAGGCCAAGGCCUCCAAUUUUACAGAUACUAGCUUCAAGUCCAAAGCAAUUGUUAUGGGCCACCAGUCCCUGUCGACAGAAGCACCCGACGUCGUCUACCAAUUCAAGCACAACCUCUCCCUCGCCUCCUCCUCCCGCUCCGACAAGCAGCGCAAAGACGCCCUCGCCUACCUCACAAGCCAACUGGCCCUCGACGUUCCCGUCAACCCCGUCGGCACUGCCGCCGUCCUCACCAAGCUCGUCCCGCUCAUCUCGGACAGUGCGACGCCCGUCCGGCAGCAGCUGCUCAAGCUCCUGCGCACGCUGCCCGCGGAACAAGUCAAACCUGCCAUCGAGCACUCCCUCAUGUUUGUGCGUGCGGGCAUGACGCACCUCUCCACCGACAUCAGCAACGACGCCCUCGCGGCCAUUGACUGGCUGCUCGACGUCGCCGCCGACGAGCUCGUGACGUGUCCGGGCGGCUGGGUGCGCACGCUGACGACCUUUUGCGCCAUGAUGGGCUGGGCGCUGGCGUCGUCGAACAAGGGCUGGACAUCGGCGGCCAAUGCACGCUCGACGCUCAAGCCGAAAGACGCGCAAAACCGCGCGCGGCAGAUGGCGACGCUGGCCAAGUUUCUGCAGGCCGGGCUGAAGGACGAGGUGGCGGCCGAGGCGACGAGCGCGCAGUUUUGGGACAACUUGUACAGGAUACCGCGGUCGGGGAAUGCGUUUGAGUAUCUGAAUCUGUUCAUGGCGCAGAGGGACGAGGAUGCGGAAAUGUACCCAAACAAAGAGGCACGACAGCAAAUAUUUCACAAGCGCUUCUUGGAGCCGGUGCUCAAGGGGAUAGAUCAGACUAAGAAAGAGGGCGGUGUUACGGGACGAGCGGCGGUUGGGUUGGAACAGGUGCUCGCAAAGGGCAUGAAGGACUUUGAGGUAUCAACAGCACUAGACACGCAGGACUUGUUGGACUUGUGGUAA
Molecule: messenger RNA, 1035 nt
Organism: Akanthomyces muscarius
Lineage: Eukaryota; Fungi; Ascomycota; Sordariomycetes; Hypocreales; Cordycipitaceae
Exons: 3
Coding region: 1-1035 (344 amino acids)
Biological process (GO): rRNA processing
Cellular component (GO): nucleus
Source: RefSeq, a predicted model, not a curated record